Messenger RNA from Pangasianodon hypophthalmus (striped catfish), 522 nucleotides. Its product is annotated as putative keratin-associated protein 4-16. Bases 1 to 522 code for a protein of 173 amino acids. The transcript has a single exon. The record is from RefSeq and is a predicted model, not a curated record. Lineage: Eukaryota; Metazoa; Chordata; Actinopteri; Siluriformes; Pangasiidae.
AUGAAAUCGUAUUGUUGUGAGUCAUGCGAGUGUCCGGAGUGUGAGCGUCUGGAGUGUGAGUGUCCGGAGUGUGAGCGUCCGGAGUGUGAUCAUCUGGAGUGUGAGUGUCCAGAGUGUGAUCGUUGGGAGUGUGAGCAUCUGGAGUGUGAUCAUCUGGAGUGUGAGCGUCCGGAGUGUGAUCAUCUGGAGUGUGAUCAUCUGGAGUGUGAGUGUCCGGAGUGUGAUCAUCUGGAGUGUGAUCAUCUGGUGUGUGAGUGUCCGGAGUGUGAUCGUUGGGAGUGCGAGCAUCCGGAGUACGAGUGUCCGAAGUGUGAGCGUCCGGAGAGUGAGCGUCCGGAGUGUGAGUGUCUGGAGUGUGAUCAUCUGGAGUGUGAGCAUCUGGAGUGUGAUCAUCUGGAGUGUGAGCAUCUGGAGUGUGAUCAUCUGGAGUGUGAGUGUCCGGAGUGUGAGCGUCCGGAGUGUGAUCGUUGGGAGUGUGAGUGUCUGGAGUGUGAGUGUCCGGAGUGUGAUCUUCCAGAGUGA